AUGACUGGACAAUCUACAAGACGAUGGCUUCAGCUAUCUUUCCUUCUCAUGGCUGGCACCGCUUCAGCAGGAUCCCUCAAGCUAUCCGACUUUGAGUCGAUAAGCGACAAGUCUUUCCCAUCAAACUGUAUUGCAGCAUACGAUACGCCACUCGCAGACUGUACCCCCAACGACUUCACUGGUGGCAAGGCAUGCAGUGCUGCCUGCAAGGACUCAGUUCAACAAACUCAGGGCUUCAUCAUGGCUUCAUGUGGUGACGUCUCAGCCGACUCCGAAUCUCUUCUUAGCCGCGGCCAGAAGGGCAACCUCGUUGCUGUUCUCUGCCGAGAUGUCGAUGAGCCCCAAUCCCAGUCUGAAGCUCAAUCAGAGGCCAAGUCUGAGCCUCAACCUGUGUCUGAGCCCGAAACUCAAGCUCCAGCCACAACGACAACAGGAUCUGCGUCUGCUACCAAGGUCCACAAGAACAUACUUAUCGAGACGAGUGUUUCUUCCUCGUCUACAAAAGAGAGUCUGAACGGAGACCCCUUGUCCGACGUGGACGAAGACCUCGCUACCAAGAGCACUGUUCUCGCCAUCGACACUGAACAGCCCACGGGCUCUCUGCCUCUUCCCCAAGCUCCUAGCCAGAUGGUCACCUCGAUGACCAGAUCGAGUGCUCCUAGCCAGACAGCCGAGGCAGCCAACGAGGAGCCAACUCCUACGCCCACAACCGCGGGCGGAGCUGUCCACGCUCCCAGCUUCAACUUUAUGUGUGCAUCUUUCGCCGUGUCCGCACUCAUGUACAUGGUCGUCAACUAA
Messenger RNA from Fusarium venenatum, 798 nucleotides. RefSeq lists its product as uncharacterized. The record is from RefSeq and is a predicted model, not a curated record. NCBI's taxonomy places the organism in Eukaryota, Fungi, Ascomycota, Sordariomycetes, Hypocreales, Nectriaceae.